Molecule: messenger RNA, 1287 nt
Organism: Olea europaea var. sylvestris
Lineage: Eukaryota; Viridiplantae; Streptophyta; Magnoliopsida; Lamiales; Oleaceae
Product: peptidyl-prolyl cis-trans isomerase CYP21-1-like
Exons: 7
Coding region: 281-988 (235 amino acids)
Biological process (GO): protein folding; protein peptidyl-prolyl isomerization
Cellular component (GO): intracellular membrane-bounded organelle
Molecular function (GO): peptidyl-prolyl cis-trans isomerase activity
Source: RefSeq, a predicted model, not a curated record
ACAAAAUUUCCAUGAAAAAGCAGAGAUUUUUGAAGACUGAUCGUCACCGUAAGAAUGAACAAUAGAAAAUUCUUUUCCCCCAAUUGCAAACAGAUCAGAAUUUACAAUCCUUACCCCUAAGCAAAAACUAGUGUGGAAAAUAUCAACUCAGUUACACUGUUCUUGAUUGUUAAUUGCGGAUGAAUUCUGGUAGUAGAAUUAUAAUUCACGAAGCAUAAACGAUCAAUGGCAUAAGAGUUGAAAAUGCUGAUUGAUUGAGUAAAUAAGAUAGAAGGAAGAGAUGAGUAGAGAGAUCUCGGGAAUGCUUCAACCGCGGUACAUCGCGAUGUUCGCGAUGGCUCUUGUUCUGAUCGUUUUUGCGUUUUCCUUCUCUCAAUGGGAGAAAGUGAAGGUGGAAGAGGUUUAUGAAAUCACCCACAGAGUAUUUUUGGAUGUUGACAUAGAUAAACAACGUAUAGGCAGAAUCAUCAUUGGUUUAUAUGGCCAGGUUGUACCAAGGACUGUCGAGAAUUUCAGGGCUUUGUGCACAGGGGAGAUGGGUAAGUCUGCUAAUGGAAAAGUUCUCCACUACAAGGGAACGCCAUUUCAUCGUAUUAUUCCUGGAUUUAUGAUCCAAGGAGGGGAUAUAGUCUCUGGAGAUGGUAGAGGAAACCAGUCAACAUAUGGUGGCACCUUCCGUGAUGAGAAUUUCAAGUUGAAGCAUUCACAUGCAGGUGUUGUUUCCAUGGUGAAUUUGGGACCUGAUUCCAACGGUUCACAAUUUUUUAUAACAACAAUCAAGGCUAGCUGGUUGGAUGGCCAGCAUGUUGUUUUUGGCAAAGUUAUCGAAGGCAUGGAUACCGUGUAUGCCAUUGAGGGAGGAGCGGGAACCUACAGUGGGAAGCCAAGGAAAAAGGUGAUCAUUGCUGAUUCUGGGGAGAUACCGAAGAGCAAGUGGGAAGAUGAGAGCCAAACUUCAGGAUCAUACAACAGCAGCAGUACGUUUUGAAGAAUUAACCUGUUGAGAUGGCAAAAAUUGUUGACUAGCAUCAUUUCCACUAAAUUAUAUUCAGUAUAGUAUAAUUGUUUAGCAUGUUGACAUCUUGUUUAUGAUAAUCUGUUCUUCGUAUUAGCAGCAAUGGUUCAAACUUAGCUAUUAUGAAGUGAACUUCGAGUAAAUGCUAAGCAUCUGUAAAUUUUAUUCUAGUCUUGUAUGUCGCACUAAAUUCUUCAAACUCAUGUACUACAGAAGAUUUGAAUCUCUAGAAACAGAGCUAUAAAUUUAUGACUCAACUACUUCAUAGUUCA